Molecule: messenger RNA, 1164 nt
Organism: Caenorhabditis briggsae
Lineage: Eukaryota; Metazoa; Nematoda; Chromadorea; Rhabditida; Rhabditidae
Exons: 7
Coding region: 1-1164 (387 amino acids)
Cellular component (GO): peroxisome
Molecular function (GO): flavin adenine dinucleotide binding; sarcosine oxidase activity; L-pipecolate oxidase activity
Source: RefSeq, a predicted model, not a curated record
AUGACAACGGAUUACGAUGUUAUUGUUGUGGGAGCUGGUAUUUUUGGAUCCUGCACUGCCUACAAUUGCAAAAAGCUUGGACUGAAAACAUUGCUUCUGGAGCAGUUUGAUCUCGGCCAUGGAAAUGGAAGCUCCCAUGGAAAAAGUAGAAUCACUCGUUAUGCUCAUACUGAGGUCGAAUAUGUGGAUCUUGUGGGAGAUUCAUACAGUCAAAUCUUCGAGCUGGAAAGAAUUCGUGGCGAAAAAUUGUGGAAAAAAACUGGUCUACUUUGGGUGUCUACUGGAAACGAAGUAGAGAAGAUUCACAAUAACCUAAAGUCGAAAAACAUCGAACACGAAGUUGUGAAAGGAUCCGAUGUAGAGAAACGAUACCCUCAAUUUAACCUCAACGAUGAGUGGAAUGCUUUGAUUGACCCAAUGGGAGGUGUCAUUUAUGCUGAUAAGUGGCUCAACGCUUUUAGAGAUGAAUUCAAAAGGAUGGGUGGAAUUCUUCAUGAUCGUGAAACUGUUCUCUCCCACACCGAAGUAGGCGACAAUUUGUCUGUGGUCACCAACAAAGCCAAAUACACAACAAAGAAAAUCGUUUUUACCGUUGGAUGCUGGAUCACGAAGUUCCUUCCAGACGUAAAGUUCAAUAUUGAGCCAAUCAGCAUUUCUGUGUGCUACUGGAAAGCCAAAGACAAUUCAGAUAGUUUUUUGCUUAACGAAGAUCACUAUCCAGUUGUGAUUGCUCAAGAGAUGGACCUGAAAGUUUUCCACUACUCUCUGCCGGAUACUGACUAUCCAGGAGCCAUCAAGAUUUUUCAGUUUUGCUAUCACUAUGGCGAUGCCCUCACCAAAGACUUGCAACAUCCGGAGAAGCGGUCUCAGCGUUGCAUUGACCUUCCAGCGAAAUUCAUUCAGAAGUACAUGCCAGUGAUUGACGGUUCAGCUCCAGUUAGAGUUGACAAAUGCAUUUAUACGAACUCACCCGACGAUCACUAUAUCGUUGGACCAAUUCCAUCCAAGAAUCCGAACAUUUUGGUCGGAGGUUGCGGAUCUGGAUCUGGAUUCAAAGUUGCUCCAGGAAUCGGAAAAGCUCUAGCUGAGAUGGCAGCUGGCAAAAAGACGACUGUUGACGUUUCGUUCUUCUCAGCAGCUCGUUUCAAACCUUCUAAAAUUUAA